UAGCGUCUCUAAGUACGUUAGGGCGGGCUGUCCAUUACAGUAGUGUAGUAGUUUAGGAUAGCCUGUCCACUUGAAAACUGCGCCGGCUUCGAUCUCACUUUUGUGAUAUUUCUCUUUUGGUUGGUGUAACAUAACGGCGGAAUCAUAAAUUCAAAAUUCAAAGCUUUUGCCGCUUCCGUGAGGUGUCAGAGUCCAUGUCAAAGAAAUCCUUCUUCAGAAUACGAGGAGAGCAACAGUGGCACACGGUAGUGUGUUAAAAACACGGCUUUUUCUACCGUAGUCUACGACAUGUCUGGUGAAGCGGAGGGAUUAUGGACGGGCGAAAUCGAAACAAGUUUUCAAGAAGCGCUCGCAAUCUACCCGCCGUGUGGAAGACAAAAGAUAAUGUUGUCAACCAAAGACAAGAUGUACGGGAGAAACGAGCUCAUUGCGAGAUACAUCCUCAUGAAAACUGGCAAAGUUCGAACUCGCAAACAAGUCGCCAGUCACAUUCAAGUUCUGGCCAGGAAAAAAAUCCGCCAGUUUCAGUCAAGGAUCAAAGAGAAGACAUACGUAAACGAUGGGUUACAAGAAAUGAUGACGAUGUCCUCCGCGGAGAUUCUGUCGCCUGUCGUGCACCACGGAAGCGAAGGCUACGAAGCCCCGUCAUGUUCUGAUAUUCCGCCUGGUCCUCCGCCAGCGUUGUUACCGUGCUAUUCGACUCCGGCUCCGAGUCAACAUGGACAAUUAAUGAUUGAAAUCCCCCGAGCCCGAACUCCGCCGAAAUUGCAGUUCCCGCCGGUAGCGAGAGAGCACAUAGCAGGAAUACCCGAAUUUACGCCUCCUCGCACGCCUCCUCAUAAACUUGAAACCAACUUCCAAGAUAAUACUUUUCAAAGUAGUUUGACUUGGGAAGUACCUGAUAUUACUCAGGAAUUAAAUUACAGGGAGACACAAGAAGAGCUCUCUCCAAAGUCUGGCAUCAGCGGGAGUCAUAGUAGUAACAGCACGUGGCGAGCGAUUCCGGAAGUUAUUUACAGCACAAGAUGCAAAGAAGAGCCCGUUAUUUCAACUUGUGUCUUAGGCGUGUCAGCAUCGUCCACUUUGCCGGAGACACCGACAUUCGAUGAUUAUUUGGUGUACGACGCUGACCAGACUUGUCCCUCUAUUGACUUCUCGGACAUGUAAACAGUGGUAAUUAUGAAAAGAGCAUUCUUAUUUCCAUACUUGCAUGUUUUAUUUGUAAUUUUUUUAAGAAGUGUUCACAUUGUGUUUCAUUGUUUGCAUAACGCGUUCUUCAACGGAGCUUCCUUCACCCGUUUCAUGACUUUAAAAUCACUUUCCGUUUCGCCAACCUCUUCCUUUGUCUAACAACCUGUCGCGAAGAAGCUUCUCGUGUCGGGUACUUUCAAGUGAAAUUUUAUUUUUCUAACCAUCAGAUCAAAUUAAUGUGAAUUUUGUCUUCAUCAGUAGGAAAAAUAUGUUGCGAGGAAAAACAUUUUAGGUUCGAACGGAAUUAGU
This is a messenger RNA of Pocillopora verrucosa, 1500 nucleotides long. RefSeq names its product transcriptional enhancer factor TEF-1-like. The record is from RefSeq and is a predicted model, not a curated record. Gene Ontology annotation, biological process: regulation of transcription by RNA polymerase II. Gene Ontology annotation, cellular component: transcription regulator complex. Gene Ontology annotation, molecular function: RNA polymerase II cis-regulatory region sequence-specific DNA binding; DNA-binding transcription factor activity, RNA polymerase II-specific. NCBI's taxonomy places the organism in Eukaryota, Metazoa, Cnidaria, Anthozoa, Scleractinia, Pocilloporidae.